GACAAGCUUGCCGGCAUAGAUGGCAGCCCCAAAACAACCUGGAUCUGGUAAAGAAUUCAACUUUGUGGAUCAGGAUCAAAUCUGGAAAGUUCACGUCAAAAUAGAGCUUGAGUCAGCCAAAGCCUGGCCCAAUAAAUGGGGAUUCUUGACCACGUCCUACAAGACGCAGGAGCAGAGCCACAAGCUGAAGGAAGUUGUAAGAUUAGAGCUGCCCCAGCAUCUUAAAACACGUCCUCCUUCCCCACCUGAUAAAUACAUCCAGGUGGGACCCUCUCCCCCUGUUCCGCAGACCACCCAGGCUCUGAUUGGCUGGCGCUCAGCAGUGCCCGAGCUGCAGCUGGAGCGCUACGGAAAGGUCAAGUGUGGGAAGAAGAGCUUAUUGAAGGAGCUUGGCUGGGCUUUCGACGCCUGCAUAUGAGGAACUCCCCCGCCGCCCUUGCUGCUCAAUAUAUGACUUUCCCUUAUACUCUGCUCUUGUUUGUCUUUGUGUCCCUCUGUCGAGGUUCUUGCUCCCUCCUUUUUUGUCUCAAAUUCUCUAAAGUCCUCUGAUAGUAGCACAGUCAGCUAAAACAAAUUGGGAUUUGAUUUAACUCAACAUUGAUUAAUACUCAAUCAAUACACAAUUUUAAUCUGAUUUUAUUUACUUCUGUCUCUCUCACACUUCAUUUUAACACAUAUUGCAUACUAUAUCCAACAAAAUUAGCGCAAUGGGUACUUGAUAUUGCUGCUCCAAUGAAAAUCACUUUAUUAUUAAUAGGAUAUUAUGUUCUUUCAUUCUAUAUUCAAUGGUGCUGUAUUCCCACAAGUGUCAUGUAUUAGUUAAGGGGCAAUCUGCAGUUCAAACAAGCUUAUAUUUUGGGUUCUGGUUGGGUACGACAGACGAACUAAGCUCGUGAUGCAUAAUAAGUCAUGUUUGUCAAGAAUCAUUGACCAUAUAUCAUGAAUUUGAAGUCCAAAAUGGAUGUAGCAAUCGCAGAUUGCCAUUUAAGGGCUGACAUUUUUGUUGAAAAGAUGUUGCUACAAAGUGUAUAUGAAUUAGUGCAUAUUUAUUUAGAUGCAUUUUUAGGAGGGUAUAAACAUUUUAAUUUCAAACAAUGUUUGUUCUAUUUGCUAACUUUGGUAUAAUUUUUCAAUGGCAGUAGUUGACCAAGUAAUAUCAAUGUGCCCUAUCUUGCAAUUGUUUGUGUCACUUUCAUAAUAUAUUUAUUUCUUUAUUUGCACAGUGUAUUUGGAAGAAUUUACAUUAAAAACCUGGGUAGCAAUAUUUUACAUGACAUAGCAAAAUGUUAUUACAUAGUAAUAAUCUAAGAUUUACUUUUUUGGUGGAUUCAUUAAAUCAAGCAUCACUUGACACCAUUUAUCAGCUGUGUUAAAUGAUUACCAAGUACCAGAAAGUACUCAUAAUGUCCUACAAAAUACCAGGUAGGCCUAAAUACCAAUGAAAACAGCAGAGCAAAAUAAAGUGCAAUCAAAAGAUUUGUUGAGCAGAUUCAUUCUGGCAAAUGUCUUACCCAUCAGGGCAACACAUAUGGCGAUGUCACACUGAGCUUUUAAUGCAAAGCUACAGCUGCACUGACAUUUAAACAGACAUGCUUUUUCUCUUUAUUGCAAUUUAUUAAUUCUACCUAAGGGCACAACGCAUUACACACAUUCCACAUGUGGCCAUCUACUAUUAUGAAGCUGUCUGGAAUACAAGUCACACAGCUGUCUAACAGUAGAGGGGGAUGUAAUAAUGACAAUUAUGUUGGAUAAAUGUCUGCUAUUAUUACUGAAUAUAGCUAGUCUGACUCAAUGAAUCUAGAUAAAGCUAAGGAGACUACUGAUAUUCUAUUAGAAAAGUGUGACUUUACUGUGAAUGUUAUAUAA
Messenger RNA from Oncorhynchus tshawytscha (Chinook salmon), 1866 nucleotides. RefSeq lists its product as uncharacterized. NCBI's taxonomy places the organism in Eukaryota, Metazoa, Chordata, Actinopteri, Salmoniformes, Salmonidae. The record is from RefSeq and is a predicted model, not a curated record. Bases 20 to 418 code for a protein of 132 amino acids. The transcript is spliced from 4 exons.